AAAAAAUUAAACUAUGGUUAGACUUUUACUUUAAAAAAAAAAAAACAACCAGCCACCUUCACCCAGCCGUUGCCACCUCCUUCACAGUCAAACAGCCAGUGCGCCCCCUUCACCAUCAACCAGCCGACGACACUAGCCGCCGCCGCAACCUUUACCUUCAACCUUCAACCAACCACCACCACCACCUCUACCCUCAUUCUUACCCCAACCUUCAACCAGCCGCCACCACCACGUCUACCCUCAUUCUUACCCCAAGCCAAAACCCCCCACCAGACCAAGACCCGACACCUCCUUCAGACCUAGAACUAGACCACCGCUCCUCCUUCCACCAUAGCCCAUAACCCUCCUUUUCUAUCUCCUCUGAGUCUUCUCUCCGCCAACAACAACCUGAAACCACCCCACCUAGCUACCCAAAUCUGAAAGUGAUUUCGGUUCAGGUGGGGGUUACUGGGUUUGGUUUUCAAGCGAGGGUGGUUUCAAUUCAUCUAGUGGCGGGUGAGGGGGAUGGGAAGGGGGCAGAAACUGGUCAAGAUUUGGGGCGUUCGACGGUAUAAAAUGGUUGUGGGGUUUGGGUUCGGUGAUCUAGGGGUUUGGGUUCGGCGAUCUGGGGGUCUGGGGGUGGUCAUCGUUCCAAUUUCGGCAGUCUAGAGGUGGUCAGGCAGUAGGUCGCCAGCAGUGAAAGGGAAGGAGGAUAGGGUGGCUGAUUGGUGGAGAUGGUGGUGUGGGUGGAUGGGUUGGUGGUUGUUAUUUUUUUAAAGUGUUAUUUUUUAAAAAAAAAAUUAACCAUAGUUAAUUUUAAUUAACUAUUUAAUGAAAUAAUGUUAUUAGGGGGAUAAAAUUCUUAACUAAGGUCAUUUUGUAUAAUAAAAAAAAAGGGAGGUUACCAUUGGUGCGUAGCAAAAGUUAGGGAUUACCAUUAAGAAUUCCCCUUUCAUUAAAAAAAAAAUGCAAUAAUGGGGGAAAUUAGCCACUCCAUUGAUAACCAAUUAGAAAAACUCUUCACCCUACUGAAACAAACUCUGAAAAUUUCCAUGAAAAAAACCCAUAUCACUAGCUAUAUAAUUCUUAGCUCUCUCCCUUUUCUCUUCCUUAUGAUUUACUUUGAAAUACUUUUUGAAAAAUCAUUAACAAAAACUUUCAACUUCAAAACUCCUCUCUCAUAUUCCCAAAAGUUUAGGAAAAUUUCUGAGGAGUUGAUAGAUUAUCCAUUUCCAGCUUUAAUCUACCUCUUCCUCCUGCGCGUACUAGAUUUCCUUGCUGCUACCCUGACCAUUGUUCUGUCAUCGAAGAUGUACGAAGACAGUCCUGUGUCUGAAACCAUCAGCCUCAAAGAAUUGAUCGUAAGACAAUCCAUCAUCAGCAGCAGAGAAAGGUUGAAAGGCGCAUUUGUUACAUGUUUGUAUGCUUUGUUUCUUUCCACUUGUCUUUCACUUGGAUUCAUUCUGCUAGUAUUGAGCUACUACAGCUUUGGUUCAAACUGUUAUUACCUGAAUUUUACACUAGUCUAUGUGCCUGUUUUUAAUGGAUUGUUGCCUAAGUACUUGGCAUUGAAUGCUGUUUGGAAUACAAGUGUGGUGGUUUCGGUCUUGAAAGAGAUUCAUGGGAUUGAUGCGUUGAACCUUUCGUUUUACCUGUGCAAAGGGAAUGAAAAGCUCGGAGGAAAAUUGAUGCUGGUUUUCCUUGUAUGGGGUUUUGGUCUAAGGAUUUCUUGCAUGUUUUUUGAUGAUGGGAAGAUUGGAGUUAUAGGGAGAACUAGCUUGCUUUGGUUGGCGAUUUUGAUCAAGUGGAUAGCGUGUGUUUUGUAUUAUCAUCACUGUAAGGGGAGUAAGGCUUUAGGAAGAUCGGUCACUUCUAACAAUCGCUUUGAUGACAAACACCCUCAUGAAGAAGCUAAAUUAACCACAAUUAUGGUUUCAGACGGCGGAUUACAGACAAUAAGAGCAGACGCCAAUAUUGCGGAUGAUUAAGAUGAGGAAAUCCCUCCAAGAAGUUGCUAAAUUGGUGUAUAUUGUAUCCCUUAAUUACCUAUCUAAUCUCAAACGGAAAUUAAUUACAAAUUAUCUGUGGUUUAUAUUGUAUCUUCUGGUAUUAUCUGUGGUAUUAACAAGUGUCUUAGAGACUGAAAAGUUCAAUGGUGCAAAAAAAUAGAGAUAAGGGGAGUAUAAGUUUAGACAUGUUCUUAGGGAAGCAAACUU
Messenger RNA from Chenopodium quinoa (quinoa), 2195 nucleotides. RefSeq lists its product as uncharacterized. The transcript has a single exon. The record is from RefSeq and is a predicted model, not a curated record. NCBI's taxonomy places the organism in Eukaryota, Viridiplantae, Streptophyta, Magnoliopsida, Caryophyllales, Amaranthaceae. Bases 954 to 1967 code for a protein of 337 amino acids.